UUUCGUAUUCGUUGGUUUCGUCUCUUGGAUUGUCAUGAAAAGUGCCGGUAUUUGUUUUUUUCUAAAAACACCUCAACAUAAUGAUUUCUAAACUACCACCUGAAAUCCAAUCAGCUUUUAGAACUGGAAUCACGAUAACCAGCCUUCCCCACUGUGUGAUCGAAUUAAUCCUGAACAGCCUUGAUGCUAAUGCAUCCCAUAUUGGUGUAAGAAUCGACCUAGAAAAAUACAAUUUGCAAGUGGUGGAUAAUGGCUGUGGAAUCGAACGAGCCCAACUGGAGCUGGUCGGUGAAAGAUACAUGACGAGUAAAUGCUCAUCUCUCGCCGAUUUAGAGGGCAAUGUAAAAUACUAUGGCUUCAGGGGUGAAGCUGUAGCUAGCAUUAAAGAUGUUUGCGAGGCAAUGGUGCUUAUUUCCAGACCGGAAGGUCAUUCAUCAACUUUCAGCAAGGUGAUGAAAGGUGGAUCGGAAAUUAAUAGCAGAGUGUCAAAAGCAAUGCUAAAUCGUCCUGGAAAUGGUACUACUGUGGCUGUAACGAAUCUAUUCUACAAUCUGCCUGUCAGAAGGCAUCGCAUGUAUAGUGCUAUUGAGCUUGAACAGUUGAGACAUCAGAUGCAAGCUAUUGCUUUGAUUCAUCCAAAGGUAUGUGAAUUAUAGAAACUACCAUAAACUGACUU
This is a messenger RNA of Nilaparvata lugens (brown planthopper), 676 nucleotides long. Its product is annotated as DNA mismatch repair protein Mlh3-like. Gene Ontology annotation, biological process: mismatch repair. NCBI's taxonomy places the organism in Eukaryota, Metazoa, Arthropoda, Insecta, Hemiptera, Delphacidae. The coding region runs from base 81 to 656 and encodes 191 amino acids. Gene Ontology annotation, molecular function: ATP hydrolysis activity; ATP-dependent DNA damage sensor activity. Gene Ontology annotation, cellular component: mismatch repair complex. The transcript is spliced from 5 exons. The record is from RefSeq and is a predicted model, not a curated record.